Ricinus communis (castor bean) is the source of this 2439-nucleotide messenger RNA. RefSeq names its product ceramide kinase. NCBI's taxonomy places the organism in Eukaryota, Viridiplantae, Streptophyta, Magnoliopsida, Malpighiales, Euphorbiaceae. The transcript has 13 exons. The record is from RefSeq and is a predicted model, not a curated record. Gene Ontology annotation, molecular function: kinase activity. Bases 212 to 2086 code for a protein of 624 amino acids.
UUAUUAUCAAUCAAUCGCCAUUUCCGAUUAGACUAUUCCUUAAUUUAUCUAAUAAUGAAGAACCUGGUUUGGAUGAUGAAAUUGUGGGAAUUCUUCUCUUUCCCUUGAUCGUACUCAAAUCAGGCUGAGCUGUUUGUCUUAAUAAUAAUAAUAAAAAAAAACACAGAUUUGUAUAAUAACAAUAAUAAUUAAUCAGUAGAAAUCUGGGUUAAUGGAAAUUAUAAGGAGAGAUGAUGAUGCUGAUGAUAAUGGCAGCAAUAGUAUUAGUAAUGUCGAAGGAGAUUUUGAUGAAUCAUCGGUUUUGAGAUCGACCUUUUUCUUGGAUAAUGUUGGGGAAGUUUCUCUCGUUCUGAAUUCUGAAGGGUUGUCUUGGAAAUUGCUUGAUUCUUUCGAAACUGAUGACUCGAUUUGUUUAGGAAUUAAAUUUGUUCCCAAAGUUGCUACUGAGAUAAAGUUUUCGGGCACAUAUGGUGUUGAGAUAACAAACUAUGGUUUAAUUCAUGGAUCAAAUCGCCCUAAUGUUGGAAAAUAUCUUUUAAGUCGCAAGUCGCAUGACUCUGAGAUGCAUCGAUUUACAGUGCAUGGUGUCCAAAAGUCUCAGACCCAGCCAUGUCUUUGGGUCUUAACUGCAUACACAUUUGGUCACAAGGAUCUGCAGACAUGUCACAUUUGGGUUAAUCGAAUUAAGGCUUCCCUGAAGAUAGAAGUGGAGAGGCCAAAGAAUCUUCUGGUUUUCGUUAAUCCAAGGAGUGGGAAAGCACAUGGCUGUAGGACCUGGGAAACUGUGGCUCCUAUAUUCUCACGUGCUGAAGUAGAAACAAAGGUGGUUGUGACACAGAGGGCAGGACAUGCAUUUGAUGUGAUGGCAUCUCUUGCAAACAGGGAACUCAGUGCAUAUGAUGGUGUCGUAGUUGUUGGUGGUGAUGGUUUCUUCAACGAAAUCCUUAACGGGUUUCUUCUUUCUAGGCAUAAAGCCCCUCACCCACCAUCUCCUUCAGAUUUUAUUCAUUCUGACGAGAGAAAAGUCAAUGCUUUAGUUCAUGAUCCAAAUGAACCAGUUCUUGAAGCUGCUAACAAAAUUGAAGACGAUGCUCCUCUUAUUUCAAGUUCUAUAUGCAAUGGAUUGGGAUUAAGAGAUGUUGGAACUGAAGAUGUUCCUGACAACACAGAUGAAGAUCUUGAGUUUCGACAUCUCAGAGAAAAUCUUAGAUUUGGAAUUAUUCCUGCUGGUUCAACUGAUGCAAUUGUCAUGUGUACAACCGGAACAAGAGAUCCUAUAACAUCUACAUUGCACAUUGUGUUGGGUAAAAGGGUGAACCUUGAUAUAGCUCAAGUUGUGAGAUGGAAAAUAUCAUCUACAUCAAAUAUUGAACCAUGUGUGCGCUAUGCAGCUUCUUUUGCUGGGUAUGGAUUUUAUGGAGAUGUUAUUACAGAGAGUGAAAAGUACCGUUGGAUGGGCCCCAAACGUUAUGAUUAUGCAGGAACAAAGGUGUUUUUGAGACACAGAUCAUAUGAGGCAGAAGUAGCAUACAUAGAAACUGAAUCAGGAAAAGCAAAUUCAACUGCUGGGAAAGGUCAUCUACUUAGCAGAAUUAGAGGUGCAUUGGAUAAAUCAGAAAGAGCAGUUUGUCGGAUAAAUUGUGGUGUCUGUAACACGAAGCCUGUUUAUGUGUCUACAAGAAAUCUCUGUGCAACCCCUUAUUCGCGUUCAGAAGGCACUAGAUGGAAGAGAUGUAAAGGAAAUUUCCUUAGUGUUGGUGCUGCUAUAAUCUCUAACAGAAAUGAAAGAGCACCGGAUGGUUUGGUGGCUGAUGCACACCUUUCAGAUGGUUUCCUGCAUCUCCUGCUGAUUAGAGACUGUCCUCGUCCUUUAUAUUUAUGGCACCUUACCCAGCUAGCAAAGAGAGGGGGAAAGCCCCUGCAUUUUGAGUUUGUGGAACACUAUAAGACCCCGGCUUUUACAUUUACUUCUUUUGGCAAUGAGAGUGUUUGGAAUUUGGACGGUGAGCUCUUUCCGGCACGCAAACUAUCGGCACAAGUCUUUCAAGGGCUUAUUAGUUUAUUUGCAUCUGGUCCUGAAGUUUAAGACUCUUUUUUCAGAUGGACUGUAAUUAGGUUAUUUAAUAACUUCAGUUUUGUUCCAUUCAAAUAAACCUAAUAUAAUAUUAACAGAGAUAAUAUGAAGGGGCCUUAGUUUCGGAGCGAGAUUUGGAAGUGUAGGAUAAGGGAUGAAUUUACGCUGUAACUUAUGUGUAAUACUAUUACUAACGACGCCAGAGGAACAGGAAAAGGUAAAGACAAAAUAUUGAACUUUUUGUAAUUUUUAGCCACAUAUCAACUUUUAGUUUUACCCUUUUAACUGUGUUCAGUAAAGGGUUUCUGGAAGGGGACCAGUCUAUUCCAUUACCAAUUGUCAGCCUCACCAUUGGAUUUCGUGUA